AGGCGAGGGUCAGCACCGUGACGCCUUUCACUUCCGGGUGAGCGCCAGCGGGCGCCAUAUUGUCUUGUCCGUGAAGACGAGGAGUGAUAGCGGGGGCAGCGCGGCCGCGGAGCGGCGGCACCGGCGGCAGUGAGAGGCGGGGGAGCGCUUGAAAUAUAGACUAUAUAAAGACUUAAAAGAUGUGGGAUCAAGGUGGACAACCUUGGCAGCAAUGGCCUUUGAACCAACAGCAGUGGAUGCAGUCAUUUCAGCACCAGCAAGAUCCAAGCCAGAUUGACUGGGCUGCAUUAGCUCAAGCAUGGAUUGCUCAGCGAGAAGCCUCAGGGCAACAGAAUGUGGUGGAACAACAAGGAAUGAUGCCAAACGGACAGGAUAUUUCAGGAAUAGAGUCUGGUCCAAACAACCAUAAUAAUUUUCAGGGGGAUCCCAAUUUCAACAGAAUGUGGCAGCCAGAAUGGGGAAUGCCUCACCAACCCCCUCACCCACCUCCAGAUCAGCAGUGGAUGACUCCAACCCCCCCAGGUCAAAUGGAAAUUGUUCCUCCAUCGGAAGACAGCAACAGUCAGGACAGUGGGGAAUUUACUCCUGACAACAGGCAUAUGUUUAACCAGAACAAUCACAACUUUGGGGGACCUCCUGAUAACUUUGCAAUGGGGCCAGUGAACCAGUUUGACUAUCAGCAUGGGGCUGCUUUUGGUCCACCCCAAGGUGGAUUUCACCCACCUUAUUGGCAGCCAGGACCACCAGGGCCACCAGGUCCUCCAGCACCUCCUGCACCUACUCAGAAUCGGAGGGAAAGACCCUCAUUCAGAGAUCGACAGCGUUCACCUAUUGCGAUGCCUGUGAAGCAGGAGCCUCCCCAGAUUGAUGCUGUGAAGCGUAGAACUCUGCCUGCCUGGAUUCGUGAGGGCCUGGAAAAGAUGGAAAGAGAAAAACAGAAAAAAUUGGAAAAAGAAAGAAUGGAGCAGCAACGUUCACAGAUGUCUAAAAAAGAGAAAAAGGAAAGUGAGGAGGCUGAAGAAGGGGAUGGCCCACGGUUACCUCAGAGAAGUAAAUUUGACAGUGAUGAGGAAGAUGAAGAUGCUGAAAACACAGAAGCUGUAAGUGUUGGGAAAAUCAGCAGGAGUCCAUCCCCAGCUCCUCAAGAGGAGCAAAGUGAACCAGAAAUGACAGAAGAAGAAAAGGAGUAUCAAAUGAUGAUGCUGACAAAAAUGCUGCUGACAGAGAUUCUCUUAGAUGUCACAAAUGAAGAAAUCUAUUAUGUGGCCAAAGAUGUUCACCGUAAAGCAACUAAAGCUCCUGCAAAACAGCUGGCACAGUCCAGUGCACUGGCUUCCCUCACUGGACUCGGUGGACUGGGUGGUUAUGGAUCAGGAGACAGUGAAGAUGAGAGGAGUGACAGAGGCUCUGAAUCAUCUGAUACUGAUGAUGAGGAAUUACGACACAGAAUAAGGCAAAAACAGGAAGCGUUUUGGAGAAAAGAGAGAGAACAGCAACUACUACUAGAAAAACAGCUAGAAGAAGAAAAGCUACAAAACGAAAAAGUUUCAAAAGAGAUGAAUGAAUUUAUCAACAAAGAACAGAAUAGUAACUUAGCAUCACAGGAGGCAAAAGAAAUUGAAGCAGAUAUGGUUCAUGAAAAGAAGAGAUCUCCAAAUGCAAUUGCACCUGAUGUAGAACUCAAGAAAGAGGGUAAAGAGAGGACAGGAAGGAGUGGGUCAAGAAGCUCUAGCAGUGGUAGCAGCAGCAGCAAUAGCAGGAGCAGCAGCAGUAGCAGCACAGUAUCCAGUUCAUCGUAUAGCACUAGCUCAGGUAGUAGUCGCAGCACUUCACGUUCUUCCUCUCCCAAAAGGAAGAAGAGACACAGUCGCAGUAGGACGCCAUCACAUAAAGUUAGGCGCAGUAGAAGCAGGAGUUACUCCCACAGAAACAGGAGAGAGAGGAGUAGGAGCAGGGAGAAAGUAAGGGAAAGGAGAAGAUCUAGUAGAAAUCACAGUGCUGAAAGGGGGGAGAGGCGGAGAAAUCGGAGUCCUUCGAGAGAGAGAAGCUGGGAUAGACGUAGAAGCGGCAGCCGCUCAAGAGACCGGCGAGCCAACCGUGCAAGCCGCAGCAGGAGCAGGGACAGGCGUAAAGCCGAAGACCAGCGUAGAAGCCCUACUGGAAAUAGGCACAAACAUAAAAGUGAGGGUAAAGAUCAAGAAAGGAAGAAGGAGCAGGGUGGAGGUGUAGAUAAAGACAAAAAAAAGAACAGAGAAAGGGAGAGAGAUCAGGAAAAAAGAAAAGAUAAGCCCAAAAAAGAGGAAAAAGAAAGUAAGGCUGGCAAUCAUGAUGACAGUAGAUUAAAGAGAAAAAGAGACAGCGAAAGAACUUUCUCUCGCAGUGAUUCAAUAUGUGUGAAAAUAAUAAGACAGGAUUCCAGACAAGAAAGCAAAAAAAUUACUACCAAAGAUAGCAAAAAACGAUCAGGCUCUGAAUCUAGUGCAAGGAGUAGUUCUGAAUCACCAGGAAGCAGUAAAGAAAAGAAGGCUAAGAAAUCGAAGCAUAUUCGGUCAUGCUCCAUGGAGAAAUCUCAAAGGUCUGGUAAGAAGGCAAGCCGCAAACACAAGUCUAAGUCACGAUCAAGAUCAACAACUCCUCUUCGUCGUAAACGCUGAGGAAUUUAUGGCACCAGUGCUAUGACGUUUAAAAAUUCCAUGAGUUAUAAAAGGCUUGUCUCAUUAUAGAGGCACAUUGUGGCUAUGUAGGUGAAACCAGAAUCCUUUUUUUUAUUUGUAAAUAGGUGUAUUUUUUCCAAAUGCUGCUCAGAAUAAUAGGAUUUCUUUGUAUUACAUUUUUUCAAGAACGGUAGUGCUUAUUAAGACUAUAAAACAGGCCAUUCUCUUUCAGCUGUAAUGUUCUUAAAAUUACUAUUGAAUGUACUGUGAUGUCAAUAAAGCUCUUUAGUUCAUUUUUUUGUUUAAAAUUCUUGCACCUGAAUUUUGUGGUAAAUGGUAGAAAGUACUUUAAAAAAAAAGAAAAAGGCAGCUUUUUUGGUAUAACAGAUUUUUAAAGUACUUGAAAAAGAUUUAACGUGAAACACUUGUAAUCCAUGGACAUGAUAAGAUUACUUUAUUGGGGGUAUGGAAGAACAGAGAAAAGACAUAUUAUUUUUCUUUAGAUAUGUGUAAUAGAUUUUUUUAAUAACCCUUUUUUUUUUUGGUCUAGCUGGUACUAUAUGCUGUUUGUGUAAAAUAUGGGUCACUGUAAUACAAGCUAUACUUAAACCGACUGAACCCCAUUAGGAAUAUGUGCGAUUAACUGAUCUCAUGUGGCAGUGUUAAGCUCUGGAACUAUAUUCCUCACCCAGUUUUCAGAGAGAUCUUUGGAUGUUCAGGGAUAUUACACACAUCUCAGAAUUUCAGAUGUUUUUAUGGAGCAUGUUUAUAAACACUCAGUACACAAUGGAAAACUGACAAUAGGUUAACUUUACAUUUUGGCACAUGCAUGAUAUGAGUAGUGAAUAUUAAAGCUGGUUCUUAGUGUCACAAGAAUUAUGACUUGUGUAAAGCUGAUACACUGAUGUAUUAGCAAUGCCACUAAAUUUUUGAUUUUAAUAUUAUCAUAAAGUGAAAGAGGUCGCUGAUUACCGACUUAAGAAAAUUGACUACUGCUAUUAGAAACAAGAGUGUGAUAGAAGUUAAAAACCAGAAGUAAUAGAAGUUUAAAAACAAACCAACAAUACCCAACUCUAGGCCAGUGACUGUUACAGAAGAACAUAAAUCUGGGGAGAAAUCUGUGCCUAAAAGGUCUCAUAUGACACCAGUUGUGAAAAAGGUAAAAGGCUUAACAUCAAAGUAAGUUCUCUUGGAUUGUCUCUAUCUUCUAAGAAAAAGUGGUACUAGUACAGGCAACUUGGAAAGCAUGUCUUCAUGAACAGAUAAAUCCAUUUAAAUAAAUCAAAAUUCAGCUAUGCA
Messenger RNA from Serinus canaria (Common canary), 3953 nucleotides. It is a transcript of the gene PNISR, whose product is annotated as PNN interacting serine and arginine rich protein. The transcript is spliced from 12 exons. NCBI's taxonomy places the organism in Eukaryota, Metazoa, Chordata, Aves, Passeriformes, Fringillidae. The record is from RefSeq and is a predicted model, not a curated record. The coding region runs from base 180 to 2654 and encodes 824 amino acids. Gene Ontology annotation, cellular component: presynaptic active zone; nuclear speck. Gene Ontology annotation, molecular function: RNA binding.